GGUCGAAAUUUGGCGGAACUGCGUCGCAGCAUGCCCCGUGGCGUCUUUUCCCUCAGCACCGUAGUACGUCUUUCCGCCCAAAUGCUUGAUGCCAUAGAGGCGGUGCAUGACAGCGGUUUCCUCCACCGCGACAUUAAGCCCUCCAACUUUGCCAUGGGCCGGGGAACAGGCUCGGCAUCCCGUACCCUCUAUCUCCUUGACUUCGGACUGGCGCGUCAGUACACCAACGCGGAAGGUGAGGUGCGACCAGCUCGUCCAGUAGCCGGAUUUCGCGGUACUGUACGCUAUGCCUCGCGCAAUGCCCACGCCAAUAGGGAGUUGGGACGGCACGAUGAUCUCUGGUCGAUGUUUUACAUGCUGGUGGAAUUCGCUUCUGGCCAACUUCCGUGGAGGCGGCUUAAGGAUAAAGAACAGGUUGGCAUUCAUUGUGUCCAUUAG
Hydatigera taeniaeformis is the source of this 438-nucleotide messenger RNA. NCBI's taxonomy places the organism in Eukaryota, Metazoa, Platyhelminthes, Cestoda, Cyclophyllidea, Taeniidae. The record is from the annotation of a GenBank genome assembly.